AUGGCUGAAGCUAAUCCUACUUACAUGCCCAUUAUCAAUUCUCCCAGUCCACGGUUGUCAUCAUUUUCUGGGGAUGGGACCAAGGGUGAGGUCAAGUAUAAGCAAUGGCAUUUAGAGAUUGUUGGGUGUCGUAGGGAGAAUGCAUUCUCGGACACUUCAAUUCUAAAUGCCAUGCGGAGGUCCGCCAAGGGUUCAGCUGCUGACCUACUUAGUGGGCUUUCAGAAACUGUUACCCUUGACACUGCUAUUGAGCAGUUGGACUUAGUGUUUGGCAAUGUGAUGCCUGGCGAGACGCUUAUGGAGCGUUUUUACACUGCCCGCCAGGAAAAGAAUGAGUCUGUCGCUGUGUGGAGUUGCCGCCUCCGGGAUUUGAUCUCCAAGAUAGAGGCAUCUGGCACUUUACCACACAAUGCUGCACCUAGCUUGCUUCGAAGCCGGUUCUGGAUGGGUCUCACUCGUGAUGACCUGAAGCAAGCGACUCGCCAUCACUUUGAUUCAGGUACGGACUAUAACAAGCUGCUGCUUGCUGUCCGUAGGGUUGAGGAGGAGUUAGCCACCCCUGGGGAUGCACAAUCAUGUCAAUUGACUACCACUACAACUAGCAACAGACAACUGGAUGAUGUGCUAUUCCGCCUAAAGGUGAUUGAUAAGAACCUUAGGUCUGUUGGGGAUAGGGUUAACACCCUGGAGUAUAAAUCUCAUAGGCCCUCAAAUACAGCCCAGAAUCAAGCCAAUAAGGCCCAAUCUCAGGCUCAGAAUCUACCCCCUAGGUCUACCACUACAAAUGUAGUUACACAAGGAGUCAAUGUUAUGGGGCGAACAUUGGACUCCGACAUUAGCUCCAAUUCUGGGUUGCCAUCAAAUUUGAUUGGUCCCGCAAACGUCACAUCUGUUAGGGUAGAAGGCCACUUAUGUAAUGUUCUUGUAGACACAGGGUCCCAGGUUACCACUAUGUCCGAGACAUUUUACACAAAUAACCUCCCUCAACAUACACUCCAUAGUCUAGGUUCACUCUUGAAGUUAAAAGGAGCCGGGGAAGCUAAGCUACCCUACUUGGGGUAUGUUGAAGCUAUAAUCCUAAUCCCUAGUGACUUCUUAGGUCAGGAAGUUGAGGUAACUAUACCGAUACUUGUAGUGCCCAAUACUGACUACCACUUCAAGGUGCCUUUACUAUUAGGGACAAAUGUCAUGACUGCUGCUGAAAGCCUGCAUGGUGCACCAAUAGCAGCCACUGCAUCACCUUGGAGUCAGGCUCAGCAAUGGCUCAUUAGGCGUCGGGAAGACCUUAACCGGACUGAGUGUGUGCGGACAACCAAGCCAAUUGUUAUCCCUGCUUUAUGUAAUCAGAUUAUUGCAGGUAUAAGCAGGGGUAAACCACCUCGGAUUGGCAUGCAGUUUUGUACUACAGCUGCCCCCACACUACCUGGUUCACUUAACCUUGUUAAUGGGGUUGUGAAUUUUAUACCAGGACAGUCUACAAAUAGGAUUAAGGUUGAGGUUGCCAAUCCAUCUACCAAGGCUGUUACUAUUCCAGCCAAGACAGUACUUUGUUGUUUAGAGCAAGUAGAUGUCUUAGAUGGUCUCUCCUCUACGGAUGAGCCGGCUUUCACAUCUGGCCCCGAGUCUAAAGACAUUUUCAAUUUAGAAACCCUGGGUCAGAUACAUACUCCAGAGGAAAUAGCAAAGCUUCGCGAUCUUCUUAGUGAGUUUGAUGACAUCUUCAGCAAGUCUGAUAUGGAUAUGGGCCACACAGACUUAGUCACUCACAGGAUUGAGCUAACUGAUGAACGUCCUUUCAGGGAAAGACAUAGGCGCAUUCCACCUGCAUUGUAUCAAGAGGUUAAGGACCAUCUGAAGAACAUGUUGGAUGCUAAGGUUAUUCGUCCUUCUUCUAGUCCUUAUGCCUCUCCCGUGGUUCUUGUUCGCAAAAGGGACUCGUCUUUACGUUUCUGUAUAGACUAUCGCCAACUUAAUAGUCGUACAGUUAGAGACUCUUAUGCUUUACCACGGAUUGAGGAGACCCUUGAUGCACUUCAUGGUGCCAAGUACUUCACUUGUCUUGACCUGAAGUCGGGCUAUUGGCAGGUCGAAGUUGCUGAGGAACAUAAAGCCCGUACUGCUUUUACGGUUGGUCCAUUAGGAUUUUACGAGUGUAACUCGAUGCCUUUUGGUCUCACAAAUGCUCCCGCAACUUUUCAACGUCUUAUGGAGAGAUGUAUGGGCGACAUCCAUCUCCUACAGUGUCUCAUUUACCUUGAUGACAUCAUUGUGUUUUCAAAGACCUUUGAUGAGCAUCUGGAGAGAUUACGUGCAAUCUUUCUUCGAUUGCGCAAGAAUGGCCUCAAACUUAAGCCUUCUAAGUGCCAGUUCUUGCAGACCUCUGUGAAAUAUCUGGGUCACGUAAUCUCUGAGGAGGGUAUCACGACAGACCCUGAGAAGAUUGCGGCACUGGAGACCUGGCCAGUUCCACAGAAUGUGGAUGAUGUUCGUCGUUUUCUUGGCUUCUCUGGAUAUUAUCGUCGCUUUGUGCCUAAUUAUGCCAAAGUUGCAAAGCCCUUGACAAAUUUACUUGUUGGUCAAUCCGGCAAAAAAAAGGAAAAAUAG
This is a messenger RNA of Haliotis rufescens (red abalone), 2604 nucleotides long. RefSeq lists its product as uncharacterized. The transcript has 3 exons. Gene Ontology annotation, molecular function: aspartic-type endopeptidase activity. Bases 1 to 2604 code for a protein of 867 amino acids. Gene Ontology annotation, biological process: proteolysis. NCBI's taxonomy places the organism in Eukaryota, Metazoa, Mollusca, Gastropoda, Lepetellida, Haliotidae. The record is from RefSeq and is a predicted model, not a curated record.